AUGAGCUUAACGAGUGUGAACUACCGCACGAGUAAACUCUUUGCUCUUAACCAAGUAAAACGCAUCCCCGUCCAACGUAUCCCCGUCAAACUCACCCCCGUCCAACGUAUCCCCGUCAAACUCACCCCCGUCAAACGCAUCCCCGUCAAACGCACCCCCGUUCAACGCACCCCCGGCAAACGCAUCCCCGGCAAACGCAUCCCCGGCAAACGCAUCCCCGUCCAACGCAUCCCCGUCAAACUCACCCCCGUCAAACGCACCCCCGUCAAACGCACCCCCGUCAAACGCAUCCCCGUCAAACUCAUCCCCGUCAAACUCAUCCCCGUCAAACUCAUCCCCGUCAAACUCAUCCCCGUCAAACUCACUCCCCCGUCAAACGCACCCCCGUCAAACGCACCCCCGUCCAACGCAUCCCCGAGUGAAGAUGUGCGUGAAGUCAACUGGCAACGACACCGAGGGGCCUGGGUAGCUCUCAAGGAUCCCUGGCUCUCAUCGCUUAGAUUUAGAAACAAUAAGAAAAUAUAUACCGAUAGUUUACCUUUGUCGUAG
Molecule: messenger RNA, 549 nt
Organism: Procambarus clarkii (red swamp crayfish)
Lineage: Eukaryota; Metazoa; Arthropoda; Malacostraca; Decapoda; Cambaridae
Source: RefSeq, a predicted model, not a curated record